AUGAACCGCACUGUCGAGCUUCCACCCCGAGCUUCGGGCGAGGAAGAGAUUGAGCAGCUUCGCGAGCUCCCCACGCCCAACAGCGAGGUUUCUGGCAGCCAAAGUACGCACGGCAGCUACUUUGGUAGCGCCGGUCUCACAUCUCCGCGCACACGCAAGCACAGCUUUGGUGUGCGUGAGAAUGGCUCCAUGUCCAUGUCCGCGUCUGGCUCGAUGCCUUGGACAGUGAGCAACAGCUCAUCUUUCGGAAGCAACAGCAACUCGCACUCUCCUGACCGUUUCUCAUGGUCUGGCCACCAGUCUUCCCACAGCUCGAUCGGUGGCGGCGACCACGGCGACGGUGCUCAACCUAACAGCUUUGACAGCUACAGCAGAGCCUCUGGUUAUGCAAGUCCCUCGGUAGAGAGCCACUACACAGGAACCAUGACUCCUGCUGCUGGUCUGUACAACGCUUCCGCCAACACUUCGUUUGCCAACGUAGCACUCAAGUACCGCAAGUCUUUGGCACAACGUGUGCUGAAGGAAGACGAGAAAGUCGAAAAGCCUUGGUUGGAAGACAAGAAGCGCAGGUCUUCCGAUCGCAAGGCCUACUGGACUUUCAUCUUUGGUCUCUCCUUCGGUCUGGUUGGCGCCAUGCUGCUCAUGUACUUUGCCUAUGCCGGCGUGCCGAAGGGCAAGUACUGUCUUGUGCUCGACGAGCAGUUCGAGGGAGACACGAUCAACAAGGAUAUCUGGUUCCACGAACUCGAAACCGGCGGAUUUGGAAACGACCAGUUCGACUGGACUACCGAUUCGACCAAUAACUCUUUCGUUCAAGACGGAAAGCUCUACAUUGUUCCCACUCUCACUUCGGACGCCCUUGGUGAUGCAGCCAUUACCAACGGCUACACCCUCAACCUGACCCAGGCUGGCACCUGCACCGCUGCCAACAAGACUGACGCCAAUUGCGCCGUCGCAUCUAAUGCUACCACCGGUCUCAUUCUCCCUCCCAUCCAGUCUGCACGAUUGAUGACCAACUUCUCGCGCACCAUCAAAUACGGUCGCGUCCAAGUCAAAGCGCGCAUGCCCACCGGCAACUGGAUCUGGCCUGCUGUCUGGAUGAUGCCCAAAGACUCGGUCUACGGUCCAUGGCCGCGCUCGGGUGAGAUUGACAUAUUUGAAGGCCGCGGAAACCUCCCUACCAACCGAGACAGCGAGGGAACCAACAAAAUGUCCUCCUCUCUCCACUAUGGUCCCAACUACCUCUUCGACGGAUACGGAUUCGCAACCAAGACGCGCAACCUUUGGAGGAAUUGGUUCAACCAGGACACCCACACUUUCGGUCUCGAAUGGACUGAAGACAAAAUCUGGACCUGGGAAGGAACGCGGGUGUUCAAAAACCUCCAAGUUGACUACGCCUCCGGGUUCUGGAAGCGUGGAAGAUUCCCUAAGCAGAUGGCUAAUGGUACUUUGCUUAGCAACCCUUGGGCUGGUGUGCAGGGUGAGAGCAAGAACGCUGCUCCUUUCGACCAGGAGUUCUACCUAAUCCUCAAUGUUGCCGUAGGUGGAACAAACGGAUACUUCAAGGAUGGAUUGCGAGAUGAUAAACCUUGGUCCAACGAUGCUGAGAAUGCAGCAGGGCAGUUCUGGCAGGCUAAGGACAAGUGGUUACCUACUUGGCCUACCGAUCCUAAGCAGAGAGGUAUGGAGAUUGAGUACGUCAAGAUGUGGCAGAAGUGCUAA
Messenger RNA from Ustilago hordei, 1722 nucleotides. RefSeq lists its product as uncharacterized. Gene Ontology annotation, biological process: carbohydrate metabolic process. Bases 1 to 1722 code for a protein of 573 amino acids. The transcript has a single exon. The record is from RefSeq and is a predicted model, not a curated record. Lineage: Eukaryota; Fungi; Basidiomycota; Ustilaginomycetes; Ustilaginales; Ustilaginaceae. Gene Ontology annotation, molecular function: hydrolase activity, hydrolyzing O-glycosyl compounds.